Messenger RNA from Megalobrama amblycephala (Wuchang bream), 4086 nucleotides. RefSeq names its product deltex 2, E3 ubiquitin ligase (gene dtx2). Gene Ontology annotation, molecular function: ubiquitin protein ligase activity; zinc ion binding. Lineage: Eukaryota; Metazoa; Chordata; Actinopteri; Cypriniformes; Xenocyprididae. Gene Ontology annotation, cellular component: nucleoplasm. The coding region runs from base 745 to 2595 and encodes 616 amino acids. Gene Ontology annotation, biological process: Notch signaling pathway; protein ubiquitination. The record is from RefSeq and is a predicted model, not a curated record. The transcript has 9 exons.
AGUUAUAACUAUUUUUUCAAAAUAAAAGUCCUUGGCUAUGGCGACAUAAGCUACCGGAGCCAAAAUUUGAUAACGGCAUGCGGUAGAAGUAAGUAAACUUCCUACAGCACCUGGAAAUGCUAAUAAUUUAAAACAACUCGCUGAUUUAUUUUGAUUUUAAACCCGUAAAUUAUUAAGGGAAAUGUAAAAACAGAUUUCCGUUGAGAGUUCUUGGUGUCUGGCUUCACAGUGUGUAUCUAUGGGAAUCCACCAGCAGCGACACAAACACACACCGCAGGCGAGGAAGAAACCAUAGCGAUACAACCCUUGCGUACUUUAAAAACCAUGUCCAUCAGUGUGUUUCUGUUAACCACCUGAAAACGCUAGUGUGCUGUCUACAAAAGGGUAACCGUUGUAUUAUAUGAUAGUGGUUUAUGAGGCCGGCAGUCGUACAGUAACGCACUGAAUGGCGAAGAAAAGAGCGAGACGCGGCUAGUCUGAAGCUGCGACUCCAGCAGCCGAACAAGAUGAUGCGACGUCAGUGGGUUUAUGGUCAAAUCUGCGGCUAAAUUAAUGUGUACUGAUGGUUAAAACACUGUAGUGGCGAUAUUCAUCAAUCUCUUACAGGAUACGACUAACGUUAGUUAGCUGGCAGUAAAUCAGGUGAAACUGAAAGGGUGUUGUUGUUAGCUGGGCCAAAUCGUCACAUUUCUUUACUCCAGCCUAUUUUGAUCCGGACAGUUGGGAUCUUUUCUAACAGACAAAAUGGCAACAGGCUCCAGUUUUCAUUCCGGAGGAAGUGGGUCUAGAAACGGACCCUCUUUCGCAUCACCAUCUUCCUCCUCUGGAGUGCCAGGACAGGCUCAGCCGAUGGCGGUGGUUUGGGAAUGGCAGGAUGAUCUGGGCUUCUGGAGGCCCUACACUGGACAGGUGUGCAGCUACAUCGAGCAGUGUCUCCAGCAUCAGAGAGGAGCAGCGACCGCCAGCAGCAGCAGCAGCAGCAGCAUCUGUCUGGCACAGGCAGACCCCAGCCUGUCUGCGUACAUCAUCGACAUCCCCAACCUCAAACAGUUCAGACAGGACACCGGAAAGACGCGUGCUGUGCGGCGAUCCCUGUUCCCGCAGUCUUCUGCCCUGGGCAGUGGUGUUCUUUGGGAGUGGGCCAAUGAUGAAGGAGGGUGGACGGCGUACGAAAUCCGAACCUCCAUUUUACUGGAGCACAGCUACCAGGCAAGGCAGGCCACAGCUGACCUGAGCUCACAGGGCUACAACUACAUUGUGGACCUCACCGCUCUGGAGCAAGUCAACAAGACCUCUAGCUACAGACGGCGCGUCAGGCGGCAAGGCAGCAUGCCGUAUCCUCUCACCUCUGGGUCGGUUAUUCACUCAGGCCCGGCCUGUACCUGUCACCAGUGCGUGAGCAACAGCAGCACCGCCGGACCCAUGCUGAGCCGGUCACGGCAUUCGUUCUCCGCGGGGCAGGCCAACAGGCCCAGUCUCCAGACGCAGCAUGGAAGACUUCCUGGAGCCAGCUCCUCUUCAGCCUACUCGCCCUACCCCAGAAGACCUCUGUCGAUGGGAUCCCUGUUAUGGAACUACCCAUGGAGCACCCCCACCUCAGUGGCUCAUCCUACAGGACCGCCACAGGCUUUUGGUCACCAUGCAAAUGGCUUAAGCAUCCCAACCAUCCCUCUACACAUGAACGGAUCCAGUAGUGUGAACUCGGCGCUGGCAGGCAUGGCUUCCAUUUUGAUGUCAGCUGCAGGACUGGGAGUUCGCUUCAUGACCGCCCCCUUCUCCCAGCGUGGCUCCAGCAGGCCCACCAAAGGCCAGCCCAGCUCCGUUAAGAGGGCAAAGAGACAGUCCAGGACAGCUCCUGCUCAGAAAUCAGAGGAAGUCAUUAAGAAAUACAUGGAGGAAGUGCCUGUGGUUCCAGAUGAGGACUGUAUUAUCUGUAUGGAGCGCCUGGCCUGCCCGUCUGGUUAUGAGGUCCCAGCUGAGUGCUCUCAGUCUCUUCAGCCCAACACUGUGGGCAAAUUCACAAAAUGUGGUCACACCUUCCACAUGCUCUGCAUGCUGGCCAUGUACAACAAUGGAACAAAGGACGGGAGCCUGCAGUGCCCCUCAUGUAAGACAAUCUAUGGAGAGAAGACUGGCACCCAACCAAAGGGUAACAUGGAUAUCUACAGUAUUCCUCAGUCUUUGCCUGGACAUCCAGACUGUGGCACUAUACAAAUCAUUUACAACAUCCCGCCCGGAAUACAGGGUCCUGAGCACCCAAACCCAGGCCAGCCGUAUACGUGCAGAGGAUUCCCUCGCUUCUGUUUCCUUCCUGACAAUGACAAAGGCAGAAAGGUGCUGGAGCUGCUGAAGGUGGCGUGGACACGGCGCCUCAUCUUCACCGUGGGCACUUCCAGCACCACAGGGGAGCCUGACACCGUCAUUUGGAACGAGAUCCACCACAAGACGGAGAUGAUGUCCAACGUCUCCGGCCACGGCUACCCUGACCCUAACUACCUGGACAAUGUGCUUUCAGAACUGGCGUCACAGGGUGUGACGGAGGACUGCCUGAAACGAGACGCUCAGAGCCAAGGGGCUCAAGGUUCAGGCAUGUGAAACAGACCACUCCAUCUGCUGUAGAUCUAAUAAAACUUGACGAAAAGGAAAAACUAGAGUUACGAUGUUUGGCUAGAGGUUUGGAUGUAUGCGAAUGCGCAAGGGUUGGCGGCAACUUCCUUCAUCCGGCUGAGUCUAGAAUAUUAACGCACACAUGGGGUCACUGGCUUGUGGUCAUCUUUACAUUCACCGUAUUGUGAGGCAGCUAUAGAUGGUUCUGCAGGAAUAGCUCUGUUUUAGAUUGACGCCCGAAUCUUGAGCCAAGAGGAGACUCGUCCUCUUUCAUCAAUUUUGGCAUUCAUCUCAAAAUAUGAUUGAUCAUAGGGCUGUGAUGUCCUUCCUGACGCACUACAUUACAGUAGAGCACCUGCGACAAUGAUCUUCAUACUAUUUCUGGGAUUGGGAAUCGAUACAAUAUUUCUUUAAAAGCAUACACAUACGAAGCCACAAAUUUGCACAUCAAUGCAAAUCAUAGAUCUUUACUAGUACUGUAAAAUGUACUGCUUCAGAAAUUAAAGGCACUUUUUUCAGAAUCUGCAGCUAUGAAUUUAGUUCUUAUUGUUUUAAAAGGUUUUUAACCUGUCAGAUUUGGUGAUGCCGUUCACUUGCUGCUAUAUUAUUUUUUUUUUAUUCCGAUCAAAAGGGACUUAAUUUUUGUCUUGAUUCCAUGUAAUACGGUUUCUAUGGUAGCUUGUUUCUACCACAGAAUAAAAGAUAUUUGCGACAUUUUAAUCUCACAAUUUUGACUUUUUUCUCGCAAUGUCGAUAUAAACAAUUGCGAGUUAGAAAGUCCGAAUUGCUGCAAUUUUCGCAAUUAAGACUUUUUUUCUUGCAAUUGCGAGUUUAUAUAUCACAAUUCUGACUUAUUUUCUCGCAUUUCUGACUUUUCUCAGAAUUGUGAGUUUAUAUCUCACAAUUCUGACUUUUUUUCUCACAAUAUCGAUAUAAACAAUUGCAAGUUAGGAAGUCAGAAGUUUACAUCACGCAAUUCUGAGGAAAAAAAAGUCAGAAUUGUGAGAUUAAAAAGUCGCAAUUACCUUUUUUAUUUUUUUAUUCAGUGGUGGAAACAAGUUUCCAUAGGUUUCUAUUGCAAUGAACCAUUUUUAUUCUUUUGAAUAUAUGUUCAUUUUAGCUAUUUAAAAAUGCAAGACUUUUAAAAGCUCAGCAACACUAUGUAAUGCUGUUUAAAAAAAUGUCAAUGCUUAUUUAAUUAUAGUCCAGAUCCUGAAAAUAGGUGUAGAAAUGCAAUUCCACACCAUUAUUAUUGAAUUGCAGUAUUAGAUGGUGCCACAGAGACAAUCAGCAGUGUUUGAUUAAGUUACAGUUCAUUACCACUGCUAGUCUGGAGACAUUCAUUCAUUCAUUCAUUCAUUCAUUCAUCAUUAUCUCCUAUUCCAUAGUAUGGGAUAUUUGGUUUUACAAUGUAUGCAACUGUAUAUAUAAAUAUAUAUUCAACUUCUAAUCAGCAAUAAACGUUACUCCAUAUAACAA